UAAUUUCAAAUGAAUUUUCUCUCUCCUCAAACUCCAAACCGCAGCUGCUCUUCCUCUCUGUCCUCUUUCUCCUCCUCCUCCCGCCCCUCGGGUUCUGAUUUCCUCCUCCUCUUAAAAUCCUCCAACAAAACCCCCAUUUUUCUAGUUUCAGCACCACCUCUAGUCGGUGGCGCCUCCGCCAUUGUGGAUUUUCAAUUUGGGGGACUUCCAACCACCUCUCCUUCGCUGCCGCUGAUAUUCUCGGUGUUGACGACAGUGUGUAUGACUGACUGACUGACUGACAAGACUAAAUGGCAUUGUGGUUUUUUUCUUGGUGAUAUGGAAGUUAUCACAUGUUCUUCCCUCCAUUAUGCCGAAAACUCUGGUCACUCUCAAGAGAAAUCGGUUAUGGAAAACGUACAAGAUGCAGAAUCAAAUAGUGCUCAGCAUGGCGAGCACAUCCCUCUAGAAGAAAAAAAGGACAAUUUUCUGCCAAGUUUUAAAGUGGCCAUAGACAUGAUGCAAUGUGAUGGUCAAGACCCAGAUGGAGAAGCUCUUACGCUAGAAGAGAGCUCUGACGGGUCUUCACACCGUGGUUCUGAUUUGAACGGACAAAAGUUGUCUGGGGCUGUUCUCGAUCGUGAUGAUGAUAACCUAGAGGAACAGGUCCAACUUAAAGAAGCUUACCUUGACUUUCAGAACUCUCAUGUGGAUGUAAACACAAUUGACAGUGAGCCACUUUCAGAAAAUAAAGAAGAAGAGUCGUUGAUCUCAGCAUCCAAGUGGCCCGAGCAAGAUGAAUCUCUGGCAUUAUGGGUCAAGUGGAGAGGGAAGUGGCAAGCAGGAAUCAAAUGCGAGAGGGCUGACUGGCCAUUAGCAACUGUGAAAGCAAAGCCAACUCAUGACAGGAAGAGUUAUAUUGUGAUAUUCUUUCCACACAAAAAGAACUAUUCUUGGGCGGAUACACUGCUUGUUUGUGCAAUUGAUGAACUUCCGCAGCCUAUAGUACACCGGUCACAUAAAGUUGGCGUUCAAAUGGUUGAAGACUUGACUGCUGCACGCCGCUUUAUCAUGAAAAAGCUAGUAAUUGACAUAAUGAGUAUUGUUGACCAGCUUCCUGUCCAGGUGUUGGUCGAAACUGCUCGUGAUUUAGUUGUAUGGAGAGAAUUUGCCGCAGAGGCUUCUCGCUGCAAAACUUAUCCUGAUCUUGGAAGAUUGCUCAUAAAGCUUCAGAAAAUGAUAUUCCUGCAGUACAUCGAUGCUAACUGGCUGCAACAUUCUUUACAAUUGUGGGUGGAGAAAUGCCAGAAUGCUGUUAGUGCUGAUUCCGUUGAACUUCUGAAGGAGGAAUUAAGGAAUUCUAUUUUGUGGAGUGAUAUCAACAAUCUCCGAGAUACCCAAGGACAGCCUGCAUUAGGUUGUGAGUGGAAGAUGUGGAAGCAGGAAGUCAUGAAAAGUUUCUCAAUGACACAGUCUGUGUCGGGUGCUGGAGGCAUAGAACAGCCAAGGCAAAAUGGCAUAGAAGAUUAUAGUGUUAGUCCGUUGAUGACAAGUCUUCAAAUUAGCCGGAAGAGACCUAAGCUUGAAGUUCGUCGUGCAGAGCCACAUAACUCAGUUGGUGAAACUAAGAGUUGUCAGGAAAAUACCGUCCCUGAGAUUGACUCGGCAUUUUUCUCUGGUCAGAGAACUAUGACUCCUGAUGAUGCACUUGUGCAUUCUAAAGAGGGACUUUUAGGCCAGAAAAUUGCACAAGCCACCUCGCCAAGCAAUGCUAUGGUUAUAUGGGAUGGGGACCAUGGAGUUGUGGUUGAUACUAAUGCAGAGUCUAGCCAGAAAGAAGAUAAUAAACUGCAACCUGUUAAUGGAGUGGUCGAGACUAAAUACACAGCUUCUAAAUUCAAGAAUCGGCAAUGCAGUGCUUUUAUUGAGGCCAAGGGAAGGCGUUGUGUUAGGUGGGCCAAUGAUGGCGAUGAUUACUGCUGUGUUCAUGUGAUGUCUCGUUUUGCAGCACCAUCUGUUAAAAUAGAGGCCAGUUCACCAGCUGAAUCAUCUAUGUGUCAAGGAACUACCACUCAAGGUACUAGGUGCAAACAUCGCUCUCUCCCAGGCACCUCAUUUUGUAAAAAACACCGCCCCCAUGGUGAUGGAACAAUCCCCCCAAAUUCACCUGGAAGCCAGUUGAAAAGAAAACAUGAUGAGCUGCUAGACAAGUCCGAGCACACAUCUAAGGAAAUUAUUAUUGGUGCAGAAGUAGAAAGACCUCUUGAAGGGAAUUUGACGACACUUAUGGAGGGAAAUACGUCUAAUGGAGGAGAAAAUGAACUGACAAUGCCUGAACAACUUGCUGAGGAUUCUAACAGUAAGAAUAUAGAGAUAACUCACUGCGUCGGAUUGGGCGUGCAUGAGGGCUAUUCUUAUUGUAAAGAAAGUCCUAAGCGGCAUUCAUUAUACUGUGAGAAACAUGUACCAGGCUGGCUAAAACGUGCUAGAAAUGGUAAGAGUAGGAUAAUCUCAAAAGAAGUAUUUGUAGAUCUUCUGAGGACAUGUUCUUUCCAGAAGCAAAAAACUGAUUUGCAUCAGGCAUGUGAGCUUUUUUACAAGCUUCUUAAAAGCAUAUUAUCUGUGAGAAACCAAGUUCCCAAAGACAUCCAAUUUCAAUGGGCGUUGUCUGAAGCUUCUAAAGAUUUAAAUAUUGCCGAAAUUUUAAUGAAGUUAGUUUCCAGAGAAAAAGAGAGGCUGACAAGGAUAUGGGGCUUUGAUCUAGACAAGGAUGCACAUAUUUCCUGCAUUCCUGCAGAGGAACAAGCUCUGGUGCUUGUAGAAAAGGAGGCUUAUGAUGACGGAAGUUUCAAAUGUAAAAUCUGCUUGGAAGAAUUUUCUGAUGGCCAAACACUGGGGACACACUGGAUAGAUAGUCACAAUAAGGAAGCACAGUGGCUUUUCAGGGGCUAUGCUUGUGCAAUAUGUCUUGAUUCUUUCACUAACAGGAAGGUUCUUGAGACACAUGUACAGGAGAGACACCAUGCACAGUUUGUUGAGCACUGCAUGCUUAUUCAAUGUAUUCCUUGUGGAAGCCAUUUUGGUAAUUCCGAUGAGCUAUGGUCACAUGUUCUUUUAGCUCACACAGAAGGUUUUAGACAGUCAAAAAGAGGGGAUAAUGGUCACCAAUUGGUGGAUUCCCAUCAGAAACCUAUUCCCUUGAAACCUGCCUCUGUUGAUUAUUUUGAGAGUCAGAGCAGUAUUCGGAAGUAUAUUUGUAGAUUAUGUGGGUUAAAGUUUGAUCUACUGCCUGAUUUAGGUCGCCAUCAUCAAGCAGCUCAUAUGGGGCCAGGUUUGGUAAGCUCUCAUACAAAAAAGAAAGGUCUCCGCUUUUAUGCUUAUAGACUAAAGUCAGGAAGACUAAGCCGUCCCAGAUUCCAAAAGGGUCUUGGUGGAGCAUAUAGACUCAGAAAUAAGGGUAGUAUAGUUUUGAAGAAACGAUUACAACCUGUUAAUCCUAUUCGCGCUGCAAGAAUAAAUGUGCAGUCUCAUGUAAUGGAUACUGCCGGGCUUGUUAGACUUAACGAGGCUCAGUGCUCAGCAAUUGCACAAAUGUUGUCUUCUGAAGCUCAGAAAACAAGAGCACGCCCCAGUAAUAAUGAAAUCUUAUCUGUUGCUCGUUCUGCUUGCUGCAAGGUGAGUGUUCAGAGGUCUCUGGAGCAGAAAUAUGGAGAGUUGCCUGAACGUUUAUACUUAAAAGCUGCUAAACUUUGCAGUGAACAUAAUACUCCAGUAGAUUGGCAUCAGAAGGGGUUUAAUUGCUCUAAAGGAUGUAUACCACAGGAAGAUCAUAAUUUUGGGUCUGUUUUGUCGUGUCCUAUUAAUGAACGUGUAAGACUGAAUUCACCUUCUCCAGAUCCACAACAGGAGGAGUGUGAAAUGGAUGAGUGUUACUUUGUCAUAAACCCACAAUAUUUUAGGUGGAGACACUUGCAGACAACCAUCAUCUUGUGCGAUGAUAUAAGUUUCGGACAAGAAAGGGUACCAAUUCCUUGUGUUGUAGACAAAAAUCUGAUAGAUUCGCUUCAUAAUCCAGCAUAUGGCUUUGAUGGGCAAGUUACUUUCAUGCCAUGGGAGAGCUUUACAUAUGCAACUAAGCCACUGUUAAAUAAGUCCCUUGAUGUCAAUAUGCAGUUAGGGUGUGGCUGUUCACAAUCAAUUUGCUGUCCUGAGACAUGCGAUCACGUUUACCUGUUCAACAAUGACUUUGACCAUGCAAAGGAUUUAGAUGGAAAGCUCAUGGGAAGAAAGUUCCCUUAUGAUGAUACGGGUCGAUUAGUUCUUGAGGAAAAUUAUCUCAUCUAUGAAUGCAGUCACUUGUGUAAGUGUAGUAGCAAAUGCCCAAAUAGGGUUUUGCAGAAUGGGGUUAGAGUAAAAAUGGAAGUAUUCAAAACAUUGAAAAAGGGUUGGGCUGUCCGAGCCUGUGAAAAUAUUCUGCGCGGCACAUUUGUAUGUGAAUUUGUUGGUGAGGUAUUAGAUGAACAGGAAGCCAGCAGAAGACGCAAAAGGUGUAGAAAAGAAGAUUGUGAUUAUAUUUAUGACAUGGGUACCCACAUGAAGUACGUGAGAGAACUGACUGAAGUGGAAGCCAAGUAUUUCAUUGAUGCUACAAAAUUUGGAAAUGUUUCGCGGUUCGUGAAUCACAGCUGCUGUCCUAACCUUGAAAGUCAUGUUGUUCUUGUGGAAAGCAUGGAUUUUCAGCUUGCCCAUAUUGGUUUCUACGCAAAACAGGAUAUAGCUGCGGGGGAAGAACUUUGUUUUGACUUCUGCUAUGAGCUGCAGGCCGGAAACGAAUGCCCGUGCUUGUGCGGAGCUUCAACUUGUAGGGGUCGACUUCACUAAUAGUAUUAGUAUCAAUAUUUAGGCAGUCAAUAUUUACCAUUGAAGCCUGUUUUCAAGGGCCUUUGUAAUGGGGUGUUGUAGUUGCGCUACUAACUCUUUCAUUGACUUCGUCCAGUAGAGCUGAGCUAUGCCAUGUCUGGAGCCAUCUCCUUGUAAAUUGAUUGUUCCUUUCCCUCUUAUCUCGUUCGUGUCUUUGUAUAUGCCGUUCUCCAUUUCUAUUAUCCGAUUAGCUACAUUCCUUCUAGAGUUGACAUAGGAAUUUCAUAUUAUUAUCUUUAAAGAUAGUCUUUGAUUUCUUGUUCUA
Spinacia oleracea (spinach) is the source of this 5164-nucleotide messenger RNA. RefSeq names its product histone-lysine N-methyltransferase SUVR5. NCBI's taxonomy places the organism in Eukaryota, Viridiplantae, Streptophyta, Magnoliopsida, Caryophyllales, Amaranthaceae. Bases 319 to 4860 code for a protein of 1513 amino acids. Gene Ontology annotation, cellular component: nucleus. The record is from RefSeq and is a predicted model, not a curated record. Gene Ontology annotation, molecular function: protein binding; histone methyltransferase activity; zinc ion binding. The transcript has 12 exons.